Molecule: messenger RNA, 1206 nt
Organism: Rhagoletis zephyria (snowberry fruit fly)
Lineage: Eukaryota; Metazoa; Arthropoda; Insecta; Diptera; Tephritidae
Source: RefSeq, a predicted model, not a curated record
GUGCCAAUUGAUAGAAAAGUUCUCUGGAUAGUAAAUUUUUGACAGCUAUGAGGUGAAUAAAAAUGUUUGAUACGGCAGGGCUAGUGAAAAAUUUGACAGCAAGCAUUAUCAAGAAGAAGAACGAACAACGCACGUAUACACAUAAAUUAAAGAAAACAAAAGCGAGUGGAAAUAAAAGAAAAUGGUCCCGCCGGCAAAAAAAAUAAAGAAAAGCUAUAUAACUUGGAGCAGUUCAGAACGCAGAAUCCUUCUGGAAAAGCGCAUUGACAAGGAUGUUUGGUUCAGUUCAAAGAACGCCAACAGCAACGAAGGCUGGAAAAAAAUCGCGAAUGAGCUGAAGGAUCGCCUGGACGGUAAAAGUGCUGAAGCAUGUAAAGCACAAUGGAAUGCGUUGAUGAAAAAAUAUAAAAGCUUUUUCAAAUACCGCUCGGGCGAUGGAACAGGUGAAGAGGCGACUGCUGAAGAGGCGAAAGAUUGGGAGUUUUUUGACUGCAUCCACUCAUAUGCUUCCAAGAAAGAUAAUUUUCACCCUCCAUUUUUAAUUGAUAGCGGCGAUGGUGAGGUGUCGAUGCAGCCAAGGAGAGAGGAAAACGCCACAUUUGUCUCGGCACUGCAGCCGGUUGAGUCCUUGACAAAUUCGCAGUCGACGUCUAGCGAAGAGUCGAGACAGAGUCCGCUGCCAUCAACAUCCCGGCGCUCUGCAGCACAAAAUGGCGUUAAGCAACUAGAACGCCACAUUUAUAAAAGGGAUAAAAAAAUCAAUAAAAAAAUAUCAACGCUUUUGGCUGUAUUUGGGCAAAUGGUGCAGACGGACUAUCCGCACAUCGACGCAUCAGCGCUGCUCUUGACCUCACACUCGGAUUCUGAGUAGUCCGUGCCAUUAGGAAAUAUUUUUAACUGAAUUUUUUUAUUUUAUCUUUUUUAUGUAAAUAUUUUUUUGGUAGAAGUGUAGUAUUUAAUUUUUUGUUUUGUUUGUUGCUUGAAUUCACUUUAAUUUAUUAUUUUUAUACAACAUGUACCUCUAGAUAUAAGAAAAACCAGUACAAUAAGUAAUGUGAUGAAUUUUUUUAGUUUAAGAUAUAUUACUCUCUUUAAAAACUAGUAGGCUUAGUAACAAAAUGGAUCUCCAUAUAUGAUUUUCUUUUUAUUGUGAUGGUAUUGAAUACCACUUUAUAUUUUUAAGUAAAUGUAAAUAAGACUGAUAUG